UGCAAUCCAAAACAUACCCUUUAAUUUUUCACUUGGGUCUGUUCUCUCGUGCAUUAUCUUCUCUCCUCAAGCCUCUCCAGAAUGGGAAGUACUGAUGGGACCAAUUAUGCCGCAUACACCUAUGAGAACCUUGAAAGGGAACUUUACUGGCCAUCUGAAAAAAUCAGAAUUUCCAUCACUGGAGCAGGUGGUUUCAUUGCCUCCCACAUUGCUCGUCGUCUGAAGAGUGAGGGCCAUUACAUCAUCGCUUCUGACUGGAAGAAGAAUGAGCAUAUGACAGAAGAAAUGUUCUGUCAUGAAUUCCAUCUUGUUGAUCUUCGGGUCAUGGACAAUUGCUUGAAGGUUACCAAUGGUGUUGACCACGUUUUUAACCUUGCUGCUGAUAUGGGUGGUAUGGGCUUCAUUCAAUCUAACCACUCCGUCAUCAUGUACAACAACACAAUGAUCAGUUUCAACAUGCUUGAGGCUGCCAGGAUCAGUGGAGUUAAGAGGUUUUUCUAUGCCUCUAGUGCUUGUAUCUAUCCUGAAUUUAAGCAGUUGGAUACUAAUGUAAGCUUGAAGGAAUCUGAUGCAUGGCCUGCAGAGCCUCAAGAUGCAUAUGGUUUGGAGAAGCUUGCAACAGAGGAGUUGUGCAAGCACUAUACAAAAGACUUUGGCAUUGAGUGUCGAAUUGGAAGAUUCCAUAACAUCUAUGGUCCUUUUGGAACUUGGAAAGGUGGUAGGGAGAAGGCUCCGGCUGCUUUUUGUAGAAAAGCUAUUACUUCCACUGAUAAGUUUGAGAUGUGGGGAGAUGGUCUUCAGACCCGAUCUUUUACCUUCAUUGAUGAAUGUGUAGAAGGAGUUCUCAGAUUGACAAAGUCAGACUUCCGUGAGCCUGUGAACAUUGGAAGCGAUGAGAUGGUUAGCAUGAAUGAGAUGGCUGAGAUUGUGCUCAGCUUUGAGAACAAAAAGCUUCCUAUCCAUCACAUCCCUGGCCCAGAAGGUGUCCGUGGUCGUAAUUCAGACAAUAGACUGAUCAAGGAGAAACUUGGUUGGGCUCCUACAAUGAAGUUGAAGGAUGGGCUGAGGAUUACAUACUUCUGGAUCAAGGAUCAAAUUGAGAAAGAGAAGGCUCAAGGUAUUGACUUGUCAGUUUAUGGGUCAUCCAAGGUGGUGGGAACUCAAGCACCGGUUCAGUUAGGAUCACUUCGUGCUGCUGAUGGCAAAGAAUGAAGAAAUGGUUUUAAACCACAAAUCUCAUUUUUAUAGUUUGUUUCGAAGCCGAGUUUUAUUAUGGUAUGGCUACGUUAAUGCCCUAGAUGCAAAUUCGUCAACCAGUAUCAUGUUGUCUAAUGUUCUGGUAUUUAGUUUCUCCCACAUUUGAUGCGUUGUAAGGUGAGCAUUUAUGCUUCCAUUCCAUUCUAUUAAUACGAGUAGCUUCGCAGUUGAUCUGCAGCUAGCUCUAAGUUGAUAUUUGUAGUUCCUGAAUAAUAAUAAAAAUUUUAUUUUCAA
This is a messenger RNA of Rubroshorea leprosula, 1491 nucleotides long. The record is from the annotation of a GenBank genome assembly. Lineage: Eukaryota; Viridiplantae; Streptophyta; Magnoliopsida; Malvales; Dipterocarpaceae.